This is a messenger RNA of Patella vulgata (common limpet), 4701 nucleotides long. Its product is annotated as ATP-dependent DNA helicase Q5. The transcript has 13 exons. Gene Ontology annotation, biological process: double-strand break repair via homologous recombination. The coding region runs from base 83 to 3067 and encodes 994 amino acids. The record is from RefSeq and is a predicted model, not a curated record. Gene Ontology annotation, cellular component: cytoplasm; chromosome. NCBI's taxonomy places the organism in Eukaryota, Metazoa, Mollusca, Gastropoda, Patellidae. Gene Ontology annotation, molecular function: nucleic acid binding; 3'-5' DNA helicase activity; ATP binding.
UGUAGAAAACAUGCAAACAUGGCACUUUGCCUUUGGUGAUAAAAGUUUUUAACUGGAAAAUAUGCUGUAAAUUAAACUGAAAAUGGAUGUGGAAAACGAAGAAGAAUUUUGUGAAGUUGUUUACGAGACACUAAACACAGCUUUUGGGCAUAAAGAAUUUAAAACUCCAUUACAAAAAGAAGCUGUUUUUGCCAUUGCACAAGGAAAUAAGGAUGUUUUUGUCAGUAUGCCAACAGGAGCUGGUAAAUCUCUAUGUUACCAGCUGCCAGCUGUUAUUGGUGAAGGUGUUACCCUGGUUGUCUCCCCUUUACUAGCCCUUAUGCAGGAUCAACUUGAACAUUUGUCAGCCAAAGGAAUACCAGCAGAGACUAUCAAUUCUAAAAUGACCACAAAAGACAGGAGUCGUGUUGUUGGAGAUUUGCAAUCAGCGUAUCCCAAAACUAAGCUACUUUACAUCACUCCAGAACAGGCAGCCACAGAAGUAUUUAAAGGAUAUUUACAGAACUUAGUUCAAAGACGUCUUUUGAGUUACUUUGUUGUAGAUGAAGCUCAUUGUGUAUCACAGUGGGGACAUGACUUUAGGCCUGAUUACUUAAAAUUAGGAACACUUCGUUCAAAAAUGCCCGGUGUUCCUUGUAUAGCCUUGACAGCAACAGCCCCAAAACAAGUUCAGGAAGAUAUUCUGAAACAACUAAGACUAAAAAAUCCAAUUAAAUUUAAAAGUAGUUGUUUUCGCUCUAAUCUGUAUUAUGAAAUUACACUGAAAGAAACAUUAAGGGAACCGUAUAAAGACUUGUAUGAUUUUAUUAAAACCUGUUUCGGAUCUCUUCCAGAAGAUAUGAAUAUACCAGAUUGGACAUCAUAUGGUUGUGGUAUAAUAUACUGUAGAACUAGAGAUGGUUGUGAAGAGGUAGCAAUACAACUGAGAAAAAAGAAUAUAAUGGCUAAAGCUUACCAUGCUGGAUUAAAAGCACAAGAUAGAAUCGAUGUCCAGACAGAUUGGAUGGAGGGUCGAGUACCAGUUAUUGUAGCUACAGUUAGUUUUGGUAUGGGUGUUGAUAAAGCUAAUGUCAGGUUUGUAGCUCAUUGGACCAUGCCACAAUCAAUGGCUGGUUAUUACCAGGAAUCGGGUCGUGCCGGUAGAGAUGGUCAACAAUCAUUCUGUAGGUUAUAUUAUUCUAGAAGUGAAAGAGAUAAAGUAGCAUUUCUUAUCAAUACAGAUUUAAAAAGACCAAAGAAAGACAUGGCCGCCGCUAAAAUGCGAUCUAAAGCAACUAUGGAUGGAUUUAAUACAUUAGUAGAAUUUUGUGAGAAACCUAAAUGUCGCCAUUGGAAUUUUACUGAUUUUUUUGGUGAUGAGAAACCUGAUUGUAAAAAGAUGUGUGAUGUGUGUAAAUAUCCCAAGAAAGUAGAACAAGAUUUACUGAAUUUAGCUACUGGAGGUCAUGCUGCUAGAACAGCUAUAGCUAAAGCUGAUGGAGGUGCCAUUGAUCCAGAACUUUAUGGUGGAGGUAGAAGAGGCGUUAAAAAGGAAAAUGAUGAUUAUGGUGGAACUGGCAAUGAUAGUGAUGAUGAGAGAGAAAGAAAAGAAAAGGAUGAUCAAAGAGAAAAAGCUCAAAGGAUGGCUCUCAUUAAAAAACAGUUAAAAUUACGGAAAGGGGGUAAUACAAGUGAAAAAGAAGACUCAGAAUUUGAAGCACCAUCAUUAGAUUGUCCGCUGAGAGAUGCUGCUAAUCAGAAAAUACCUAAAUUAACCGUCAAGACAAGAGAACACUGCUUUGAGAUGUUAGAAAAAUCUCUUUAUCAGAACUUUAUAAGUUUCUUUGAGGGAGACUCGGACAAGCUGAGAGCUCGGGAUUAUGAACCAAGAUGUUGUGCCUUAGAUUUAGAAUACGCUUCUUUCAAUAAAAAUAAAAUAGGUAACAUCUAUAAAACCUCCGUUAUGAAAACUGUGUCAGAGAUCAGAAAGUGUACAAGAGAAAAGACUCUUCAUUCCUGUUUUAUAGCAGAAGAAACUGUUGCCAUGGAUACUGAGCCAAAAGUUUGCGAAUCUGCGAAGGAGGAGGAUUUUGGAUUUGCCGCGCUUAGUUCGGAAUCAGGAUUCGUCAGUGCAUCGUCACUAGUGACUAAUGUUAAUUCCAAACAUUCUACUAGAGGGAAGAGUGAAAAGAAAUCACAUAAAUCUUCUCUAGGACAAUCUACUUUAACAGGUUUUGUGUCUGCAUCCUCCGUAUCCAGGUCUACUAAUAUAGCAGACAGUUCUAGAGUUUCUCCGCCCCCGUCACCAAUUAGUUCUAGAUUACAACCAGAUGUGACCCCUGGUCCCACUGCUGAAAGGUCGUCUGAUUCAACUUCUCCGGUAUCACACACACCCUCAAAACCAUUCCCACCACAGUUAGUGUACUUCUUCGAAAAGUUGCCAGAUAAUCCUAAAAUGUUAACAGAUGAUGAAAAAAUAAAAACUUCAUCAGAAGAUGAAAAACAAUGUAAAAUAAGACCAGAUGAAAAAGAUAAACACAAGCACAAAAGUGGUUCGAGUACUAGUCAUAAACAUAUCAAAAAUGGAGAACAUGGUGAUCGAAAGAAUUCAAGUUCCUCUUCUACCAAAAAGAGUUCUUUAAAAGAUAGUUCUAGAAAAAGGCCACGUGAUAGUUUAUCAUCUGUGCCAGAAUCAAAGAAACUUCGUUGGGGGAGUUCAACUGAAAAAUCUUUUAAAGUACCUGAUGAAACAGAAGAAUCACCUUCAGUAAAAGCAUCACCAAAUAAAAAAAAUAAAGUUAUAAAGCCUGAUAUAUGUGAAACUGUUAGUUUAAAAGGAGCAGCUGAUUUAGUUGUACGAUAUUUAACACCAUAUUAUCAGAAGGGAAGAUUUGCUACUAAGGAAUUAUUUAAAGCUGUAGCAAAGAGUAUAGCACAUGAAUUAUCUGAAACAAUUAAAGGUCUUCCAACUACAGAUGUAUCAAAGACUGUGUGUAAAGAGGAAGCUAAAAGACUCAUAAGAGAUUUCUUUAACCAACAUGAUAAAAUAAACAACAUGUCCGAUCUAGAAGACUGGAUCAAAAAAUAAAAUCUUAUGUUUCUAAUAAAUUGUGUGAUAUGAUUUGCUUAUAUAAAUUACUCAUUUGUAACGGAUUGUAAUUUCUUUAAUAAUGUUGUCACUUCUGUCUGUCCAUCCAUCCUACAUCCACAAUUUGUUGUUAUAAGUUCUAGAAACUAAAAGAAUUAUCAUCUUAUCGACUUGAAAUCAAUAUUCAGUGUUUUUGUUAAUAGAGCAAAGAAGCCUAAUAAUUUCUGAAAUUUUUAUUAUAAUGGGUUGUUGCUCUUGAUUUAUUUUUAGUGCCUUGUAAAAGCUCCCAUUACCCACAAAGGAAUAAAUAUGCAACAAUCUUUAUGGAAAGCUCUGGCGACUGAGCAGCUGUGAGCAUAUGUUUCAUUCCCUGUCAACCUAUCAUUCUUUUUGAACACCUUGAAGUGGAUGCAUAUAUUACUACUAUUUGUGUAAGAAGUUGUCAAGAAAUGCACAAUUAUAUUACCAGAAACACUUUACCAUAUUCAAAAAAUGUUUUAUUUAUGAGCUAUCCUAUUUAUUAUCUUACGUUUGUCAUAAAUGAAUAACUGUUGAGAAUACCUGUGUGAGUUUACCUGUCAGUAAUAAUUGUUUUGUUUAGAAGAGUAUUGUUUGUAUGUUAAGUAUGCUAUUUAUAAUUGAGAUGUACCGCACAUACUGAAGAUAUAUGUUUAUAAGAAGAGACAGACAAUAUUUGUACUGUAUGUUGGUAAAUACAUUAUUUACCAGAAUAACCAACUAGUUAACUAAAUUGUCUUUCACUUAUUGGUACAUGUAUGCGUUGAAGAUAAAGGGAUUUUUUACCCAACUCCUAUAAAUAAAAUUAAACGACAUCCUACUUUUCUGCAAGGACCAGAAUGAUGAGAACAGCCCGCAUUAAAUUCUAAACAACUAGAUCCUGUUUGUAUACCAGGAACCCCUUCUGUAUAUUAGUGAUGUCAUAUCCACUUAAACCAAUCAUUUAUAGGUUAAUUUGGAUUCAAUUUCAACAUUUUAAAUUUCAUUAAAUGGAAUGGUAUUGAUCCAUUUUAAAUUUGAUGGAGGUUAUAUGUUAAAUGUGAAUUGUGUACUAGUAUCAUCUUAUGUAAAGACUACAAGCUUGUAAUAAAAUAAUACUCAUCAAGAGGCACUUAAUUGAUUCACGUAAAUACUGGUAUGUUAUCUAUUAAAACACAGAUCCUAUUUCGUUUCCUUUUUAAUAGUUCAAAAUUUCGUUUUACUUGACUUUACUUCAUGUAAUAGGGGCCAUCGAAAGUACCCAGUAUAAAAAAACAAAACGAAAUAUAGAUCUAUAUUUUAAUCAGAUUGUAUAGGAAUGGAAGGUAAAAAAUCCCUUUGAAAUGUAUGUUCCUUUGAAAAAGGUAACCAAUUAAGUUUUGAAUAAAUGAAUAUGUUAAUUUAAUUACAGAUUUAUAUUGAUGUUAAUUAGUUUAUUUUGAGUAUGUUAAUUUUGACUGGACACAGAUGGUCAAACAGUUAUAUUAAACCAAUCCUAUGAAAUAACUAUGGUUUAUAUGAUGCCUUUUGUUGAUGAAUUUGUUAUAUAUUUGAUACGUUAUUAUGUAGUAUGGUAAUCAUAUGUAUAGGGGUGUUUUUCUCUGUAGAAUUAUUCAAAGAAUAAAUACUCGGUGAUG